AUGAGCACCCACGUCUUUUCUAACCAGUGCGGUGCUGAUCCAUCAGCGAGCGAAAUAUCAACUACAGACAGCCUAAUUCAGGAAUUUCAAGAGUUUGAAGCACAGGUGUAUUCUGGUGCACUAUUCGAUCGAAAAUGCAGGACAAGUACUCCAUCAGCAGAAAUCAAGAAUUCUCAAGCCAAUCAAACGACUAAUAUCUCUACAAGAACACAUGAUUCAUUUCAACAAAAAAGUUAUGCGAAUCAAAAGUCAAAAGGAAAGUCUGAUUUCAAUGAAACUUCUGAUAUUGAAGUAGACAGUUUAGAUGAUGAACCUGUGGAUCAUCACUUAGCACAAAUCAAUUUGUUAUCAAAGCGAACAGAAAAUUCUGGCAAUCAUUCAUCUCAGAUUACAGGCAACACUUCUACGCCCAGUUCUCCGGCGAAAGUUUCACGCAUCCCUCAGUUGAUUCGACCUGCUGUUAAACCAGGUAGUCGACCGACAACUUUGAACAGUUUGAAGUUGAAAGAAAAUGCUAAUUCCCCUGUGAUAUCACCUCAGCAUCACCUUCCACCUCAGCCUACAGUUGUUAUUCCUCAUAGUUCUAGUGUAACAAAUAGUAAUUUGUGUUCGCCAACUACUGAUCUGGGAACAACAAGAGUAUCUUCAAGAAGAAGUCAGUAUUUUGUUCCAAAUUUACUACUAUCACCCUCAGAUAUGACAAAAAGUCAAAAAUUUCAAUUAAAAACAACUGAGUCUAAUGCACCCACGCCUACUCAAUUAUCUCCAUCAGUUGAUUCAAUCAAUAACUCAAAACCCUGUAGUACAAAUCGUGUAAAGGUGACAGUUAAAAAGCUCGCUGCAUCACCAUCACAAUCUGUUAACUCAUCAGACUCAUCAUAUGGUCAGAUAAAUAAAAUAAAUCCUGAUACAGUUGCAUCCUAUGCUCAAGAAGAUCCAAUCGAAACACAUGAUUUAGUUGUGGCGAAAAUGGUUGCAGACGGAGUUGUUUGGAUACCAACAAGCAGUGCAAAUCCUACCCUGAAUACUGGGACAAAAAAUUGUCAAUCUGUGACUCAGAAAACUGAUCAGCUAAGAUGGUACUCUGAAGAGAUUGAAGAAGAGAAGGUGGAGAAUAUUUCCAUUACAAGAAGUAAUUCAAUACCUGAAUCUCGUCAGUCCAUGAAGCAUCAUUCUUCAGGAAGUCAUCAAAAUAAUCUUACCAGAGGCGGUAGUUUAAAUGAUCAAGAUCAGCUUGGAUCUGAGCAGUCUUUUCAUCCAUCAUCGACAUCAACAACAAAAGGAGAAAAGGAAAAGAAUAAUUCUGUCAAUCCACAACAACCGGUUACAUCAGAAUCUCUUGCUAAACAAUCUGAAUUAGAGGCUAAAUUACAAGAAGCGAUGAUUAUUCGAAAACAACAAGAUGACUACAUAAAGCAGUUACAAAUGUAUUAUGAUAAUCUUUUGACAAAACAUGCUUUAGCAGAAGUCACUAUCGAUCAGUUACGUAUGGGUAUGCGUGUUGGCAUCGAUGUUGACUCGAUAGAUGAAACACUUCAGAAAAAAGCAACUAAACCAAGAUCACAUAGUAUGCAGACGUUACAUUAUCAUAAUAAUAAUAGUAGUAAUAAUAAUAAUAAUCCAAGGCUUAUAUCAAAUGAAGAUUGUCUACAAUCUCCAAGGAAUUGUUACCAAAACAGAAAUAAUAAUUCAAACGACAUUACUGUCCAUUAUUCUUCAACACCAUUGUUAGAACAACAAAGGAAUAAAAUGAGAAGAAAUUCAUCAGCUCAUGAUGCAAGAGUUUUAUCAACAACUUCUGAAAGUUGGGAAACUGGUUUAGGCAGUGUAAGCAACAAUUCUAGUCAAUUUGUUCAACGUAAUAAUGAUGAUAUAUCAUCCAAGGUGGAUUUAAUGAAAAAUACGGAGAAGUUGACUUCUUAUGGACAAGAUCAGGCAAAACCUGGUGGAAGCGUACAGAAAAUACCUACUGAACAGCGAAGCCAUCAUAGAAAAAUCUCUGAACCUUCACCAUCACCAUCACCUACCACCCACAACUAA
This is a messenger RNA of Trichobilharzia szidati, 2040 nucleotides long. The record is from the annotation of a GenBank genome assembly. Lineage: Eukaryota; Metazoa; Platyhelminthes; Trematoda; Strigeidida; Schistosomatidae.